Oncorhynchus nerka (sockeye salmon) is the source of this 2402-nucleotide messenger RNA. It is a transcript of the gene etfdh, whose product is annotated as electron transfer flavoprotein dehydrogenase. Gene Ontology annotation, biological process: electron transport chain. NCBI's taxonomy places the organism in Eukaryota, Metazoa, Chordata, Actinopteri, Salmoniformes, Salmonidae. The record is from RefSeq and is a predicted model, not a curated record. Gene Ontology annotation, cellular component: mitochondrial inner membrane. Gene Ontology annotation, molecular function: electron-transferring-flavoprotein dehydrogenase activity; iron-sulfur cluster binding. The coding region runs from base 199 to 2061 and encodes 620 amino acids. The transcript has 13 exons.
CGUGAACGUGCCAGAACAUUGAGGCAUAUGCGCACUGUGUGGAGUUACCGACAACUUCAAUGGUCUGUUAUGAGACGAAUUUUGUUGUCCCAACAGACUUGCAUGAUCAUUGGGGUGGCUGAGCUGUAAGAGCCCUUUGUCAGUACCUAAAGAGGACUGCUACUAGCUAGAGAACUAGCACUAGCUGACCUUCAUACGAUGUUUCCAGCUAGCAGAUAUUCAAUUCAAGCCCAGAGGUGUAUACGAGCAUUGAAAACAGUGCAAGCGGAACAUGCACCUCCACAGCACUACACAUGGAGACGGAAUUGCUCGUCUGCAGUGAUGCCUCGCAUAACAUCACACUACACAAUCUUCCCCAGGGACAAAGACCCACGAUGGGAAGGUGUGGAGAUGGAGCGGUUUGCUGACGAGGCUGAUGUGGUGAUAGUGGGAGGGGGUCCCGCGGGGCUGUCGGCAGCCAUCCGGCUGAAGCAGCUGGCCAAAGAGCAGGAGAAGGAGCUGCGUGUGUGCCUGGUGGAGAAAGCGUCUCAGAUCGGAGCACACACCCUCUCCGGGGCCUGCCUGGAGCCCAGCGCCCUCAACGAACUCUUCCCAGACUGGAAGGAAAGAGGGGCACCCUUGAACACACCAGUGACCGAGGAUUUGUUUAGUAUUCUAACCGAGAAGUAUAGAAUCCCUGUCCCAAUGUUGCCAGGUCUGCCCAUGAACAACCAUGGGAACUACAUUGUGCGGCUGGGUCACUUUGUACAUUGGUUGGGAGAGCAAGCUGAGGAGCUGGGAGUGGAGAUAUACCCAGGCUACGCUGCUGCUGAGGUUUUGUUUCAUGAAGAUGGAAGUGUGAAAGGAAUUGCCACCAAUGACGUGGGCAUCGCUAAGGAUGGUUCGCCAAAGGAUGUGUUUGAGAGGGGGAUGGAGCUCCAUGCUAAAGUGACCCUGUUCGGAGAGGGCUGCCAUGGCCACUUGGCCAAGCAGCUCUACAGGCAGUUCAAACUCAGGGAGAACUGUGAACCACAGACCUACGCCAUUGGCCUGAAAGAGCUGUGGGUGAUUGAUGAGAAGAAGUGGAGGCCGGGCAGAGUGGAGCAUUCGGUGGGCUGGCCGUUGAACAGGAACACGUAUGGCGGCUCCUUCCUCUACCACCUGAACGAGGGCGAGCCACUGGUGGCCUUGGGCUUUGUGGUUGGUCUUGACUACACCAACCCCUACCUAAGCCCCUUCAGAGAGUUCCAGCGCUGGAAGCACCACCCCUUCGUUGCCAAGACCCUGGAGGGGGGUGACAGAAUCGCCUACGGAGCCAGGGCGCUCAACGAGGGAGGCUAUCAGUGCCUCCCUAAAGUGACAUUCCCUGGGGGGAUGCUUAUCGGAUGCAGUCCGGGCUUCAUGAAUGUACCAAAGAUCAAAGGCACCCACACGGCCAUGAAGAGCGGCAUGCUGGCCGCAGAGGCCAUCUUCCCCAAAGUCACAGCCGAAGACCCAGCAUCUGAAACGGCAGGACUUCACAUACCGGAGUAUGAGGACAAUUUGAAGAAGUCUUGGAUCUGGAAAGAGCUGUAUGCAGUGAGGAACAUCAGGCCGUCGUUCCACAACUACUUUGGACUGUACGGGGGCAUGGUCUACACUGGUGUCUUCUACUGGAUACUUAGAGGGAAGGAGCCAUGGACACUGAAACAUGCAGGCUUGGACUCAGCCCAACUGAAACCGGCUAAGGAGUGCACGCCCAUCGAGUACCCCAAGCCUGAUGGCAAGCUGAGCUUCGACCUGCUCUCUUCUGUGGCCCUGAGCGGUACCAACCACGAGGGGGACCAGCCCCCCCACCUCACCCUGAAGGACGACAGCAUCCCUGUGGCCAACAACCUGGCCAUUUACGAUGGGCCCGAGCAGCGCUUCUGUCCAGCAGGUGUAUAUGAGUACGUUCCCCUUGAGACUGGAGAAGGUAUGAGGUUGCAGAUCAACGCUCAAAACUGCGUCCACUGCAAGACCUGUGACAUCAAGGACCCCAGCCAGAACAUCAACUGGGUGGUGCCCGAAGGCAGUGGAGGACCAGCCUACAACGGAUUGUGAUUUUGAUUCUCUUCGUUGAGGUGGCUGCAAAAACACAUUUGGGGCUUGCAGAAUACUAUACUGUGUGCCUAGAUAUGAAAUGGAAUGUCACCAUAUUCUUUCAAUAUGGGAAUUGUAAAAUGGUUAUAAAACAAGAGGCUUUGGUUCAUGUAUGGUGUCCUGAAUAAUGCCCGUCAUAAGCAGAAAGCUGCAUUGACAUAACUUCAAAAUAGACUAACUUAACCCACUUAAAUGUAUUAGCUAUUGCAGGUACCAUUUGCAACAGCGUAUGAUCUGAGAGAUACUGUACAUAAUGUCAUUAGUGGGACAAAUGUAUGUUGGUGAAUAAAUAUUUGCCAUGC